AUGUCCCUCUUACGACGGGGAGAUGAUGGUCACUCACUCAACAAUCCAUAUGGCAAUCUCGAGGUCCAAGCCCAAAGAUCCAACCAGGGGUUGGAUGCGAAAACGGCGGUCCUAGAAGUGGUGUUCGCAAGUGGGCAAGAUAUAUUUGACCCAUCGGAGACAGCUCAGGUUGCCCAGGAUCUAAAUCCAGGAAAGCAACUCCAUGUUGGUUGUGUUGCAAGGUAUCUUCCGACGGAGGAGGGCUCAGGAGGUGGUUUAGAAGCAGGCUUACGAUUGAGAACGAUAAACAUCGGCCGGGCUGUAAAAUGGAACCCGGAGCUGGCUCCUUGGUAUUCCAUAUCCGAUGAUAUAGGUCAUAUUGACCGAUGA
This is a messenger RNA of Histoplasma mississippiense, 369 nucleotides long. RefSeq lists its product as hypothetical. Bases 1 to 369 code for a protein of 122 amino acids. The transcript has 5 exons. The record is from RefSeq and is a predicted model, not a curated record. Lineage: Eukaryota; Fungi; Ascomycota; Eurotiomycetes; Onygenales; Ajellomycetaceae.